This is a messenger RNA of Zea mays, 404 nucleotides long. RefSeq lists its product as uncharacterized. The record is from RefSeq and is a predicted model, not a curated record. Lineage: Eukaryota; Viridiplantae; Streptophyta; Magnoliopsida; Poales; Poaceae. The transcript is spliced from 2 exons. Bases 37 to 306 code for a protein of 89 amino acids.
GGCGUUGAAGCAAUCGAAUAACCAAUCUCACAUCCCAUGGCGCUUCUCAAGAGUAAUGACACUAGGGCUCUCUUCCUGAUGGCCAUCGUGGUCAUGGCCAUGGCCAUCGUGUUGACACCCUGCCCUGUGCACGGACGAAAUGAUGAGAGGUGCACGCAUAUGCCGGGGUGCACUAUCAGCCGUUGCCUCAGCCAGUGCAAGCAGUGGGGGUAUGCCAACCCUGUGAUAAACUGCUGGAACACACCACCGAAUACAGUUUUGGACACAUGCUGCUGCUUUAGUAAUGCUGCUAGAAAAUUGGCUUGAUUUUAUCACUGACAGCUCUAGCUGUUGGAUCUUGACUGAACAAUCCAAAUAUAUCAAAAUAAUUUGAAUGGAAAUCCUUGUUUUAAAGUUCCAAAUAA